Messenger RNA from Ahaetulla prasina, 4694 nucleotides. RefSeq names its product ubiquitin carboxyl-terminal hydrolase CYLD-like. Gene Ontology annotation, cellular component: cytosol. Gene Ontology annotation, biological process: protein K63-linked deubiquitination. Lineage: Eukaryota; Metazoa; Chordata; Lepidosauria; Squamata; Colubridae. The record is from RefSeq and is a predicted model, not a curated record. Bases 461 to 2812 code for a protein of 783 amino acids. Gene Ontology annotation, molecular function: K63-linked deubiquitinase activity; cysteine-type deubiquitinase activity. The transcript has 15 exons.
CUCCCUUCCAUCCCGUCGCUGAUUGGGGGAGCCCCUGGGGGGCGCGCUCACCUUUGUCGUUACGGUUACCGAUUGGCCGUUUGGGCGGCUGACGUCACGCCCGUCGCCCGGCCGACUGAGGGGAGCGUCGUUUCCUCAGAUCUUCCCUCAGAAGAUUCUUCUCUUUCGGACGGGCGGGCGACCGGUGGCGAGGCUCCGUCCCCAUCCCCGAGGAGAGCCCAGGAGUCCCCAGUCCCGCGGAAGGGUCGGUCCCGGAGCUGCCGUUGUCCCACCGGUUCCUUUCCGCCGCUGGGAGAAGGCCGAGACCGGGCGACGAAAGGCUGUGGGGAAGGCCCGGGGGCGGCUGAGGGGACCGAGACCGGUGUGGAUUCUUUCCUCUCCCGGCGUCGGUUACCUGCCUUACCUGCUUUACCUGCCUCCUUUGACUCCCGGCGGCCUCCGAGGACGGAAGAAUUUGAAAAUGGACACCCCCGUCUCACACUAUUCUUACCAGUCUUCACAAUUGGACAGAAACAUGUAUUAUAUCUUGACGGAAAACUACCAUUAUGGCAGCAAGCUUUUCCACGCAGGGAGUAUGUGUUAUCUGAAAGAACAGAUAUACCUGCAGCACAUUAGCAGAACGUCUACUCGCAUGUGGCGGUUUAUCAUGGAACAAGAUGGUUCCAUGGCUACUUUGGACGUGGAAAGCCUGCAGCCGGUGAAUGAGAAGAUGGCCGACUUCCUUCUGGCCAUUUGCAACGCUCAGGAACGCUUGAACUGUUUUCUAGACAGGCAGGUUCUAGAUGCUGCCAUGAUGGCUGAACUAGGUCAGCAGGUCUUGGUCGAUCUGGAUGAUCAAUUUUUCCCUGCUAUCAUCCGCUAUAUUGGGAAACUUAACAAGAGCUCUUUACCGUCAGGGGUCUAUCCAAUUUACUUUGGUGUGGAAUUGCAGGGUGAUGGUGAAGGCAAAGGCCACUGUGCUGGCAGCUACCAUGGGGCAGAAUACUUCAAGUGUAAACCCAAGUGCGGCCUUUUCCUGCCGUUCAACAAGCUACAGUUUCUGCCAGCGUCAGAGACCAACCAGGUGGAGGAGAAAAAGCCGAAGGCUGAUGGAAUCCUGCCGGUGAAAAUGGGCGACCCCGUCGGCUUUUAUUUAGAUGAUGCCUUCACACGAGGGAUAGUCCUGGAAGUGUAUCAGAAGGGAAAUGAGUGGAUGGUGAAAGUAUGUUCGGAGGAAGAAGGCUCAGCAGACGUUUUCCGAGAGAUCCCUCUGGAUUCGGUGGUGAAGGAGGAGCUGCUCUCCUUAGAUCCAGAUUCUGGGCUCCAGGAAUAUUUCAAGCGUAAGAGAAGUGAAAGUGCAGAGAAUUUGGAAGACAAGACGGGCUCUCUGGAUGUCAACUCUGUGGUGCAGAUCAACUUAGACAAGGGACGGGCUGUGACAGGGACUAUCCGUUGGAUUGGCUGCCUGCCUAACACCCAGCAAAGGGUGGCUGGAAUUGAGUUGGAUGAAGAGAAAAACGGUCUUUCCGACGGAGAGUGGCAAGGUGUGCGCUAUUUUACCUGUCCUCCCUAUCGGGCCCUUUUUGUGCGGCUGGAGUCGUGCCAACCAGAUUCGCGUUUCCAGGGAAACAAAUGCCUGUUUCAGGAGCCCUCUGAAUGCAGUGAGGUGGACAGCCUGUCUGUUCCGAGCAACUCCCCACCCCUGAGAGACCAGGUGGCCGUGAAUGUCCUCCGAGGGCGGAUGAGGGGGAUCCAAGGCCACUGUAACUCCUGCUACAUGGAUGCUGCCCUAUUCAGCCUCUUCUCCUGCACCUCGGUUUUGGAUUCCAUGCUGUAUAAGCCCCCUCUCCCCGCUGAUGGGCGCAUUCAAGAGAUCCUCCGGGACAAGAUCGUCAACCCUCUGAGGCAGAACGGUUUUGUCGCUGCGAAAAGUGUGAUGGAUCUUCGGUAUCAGCUGACCGAAAAGGGACAGUCUUCCAGUUUUGCUACUUCGGAAAAAGACCCCGAAGAGUUUCUGAAUCUGAUCAUGCAUCGCAUUCUUGGACUGGAGCCACUCUUGAAACUGCAGUCUGGAAGGCUGAAAGAACAGGAGUGUUACUGUUACCAGAUAUUCAUGGACAAGCAGGAGAAUUUGGUGGUACCCAACGUUCAGCAGCUGGUAGAGCAUUCCUUCCUCACCUCGGACCUCAAGUUAGUGGAGAUUCCGUCCUGCUUUAUUCUCCAAAUGCCUCGUUUUGGGAAGGAAUACAAAAUGUUCAGCAAAAUCAUCCCUUCCUUGGAGCUGGAUAUCACCGACCUGCUGCUGGACAGUCCCCGGGAGUGUUUCGUGUGUGGAGAUAUCGCAACUCUGGAGUGCUCGGCGUGCUUCAGAGACAAGAUGUUCGCUGGCACGGGGCUGAAGCAGUUUUGUGACUCGUGUGGCAGUCAGGCUCACUCCCACUAUCAGCGAAGAGGCCAUCAGAUGACCAAGCUGCGCAUCCCCAAGGAAUUCACUCGGGACGGCCGUCGAGACAGGGUGCGGGUGCCACGGGAGAAACUGGAGCUUUUUGCCGUUCUCUGCAUUGAGACCAGCCACUACGUGUCCUUUGUGAAAUACGGGCCGGACAAAGAGAACUGGAUGUUCUUUGACAGCAUGGCAGACCGACAUGGUGAUGAGAACGGCUACAACAUCCCCACGGUGACUCUGUGCCCCGAGGUUGCCAAAUACCUGGAGAUGCCCGUGUCCUCCUUGGCCAUGGAGCAGCCCCGGGACAUGGAAGGAGUCGCCAAGCGCCUCUUUUGUGACGCCUACAUGUACAUGUACCAGAGCAAGAAGAUGGCCCUUUACAAAUGACGCCCACGCCGGAGGCCCCCAGAAGAAAGAACCUCCAGGCCUUUCCUGCAGCUCUUCUCUCCUGCUCUGCUGCUCACAGCGCCCCUUCUCAGGGACUAAGCGAAGGCAGUCCUGCCAGCCAGAAGCCCCUGCAGUCGAGACUCCCCCAACCCCGCAUUGAUUCGCAGGGGAGGAACGUGGUUGGUAGAAGAGUGUGAUCGACAUACCUCACUUCUCACUCCACUGAGCUUUGGCUUGUAAUCUUCGGACUGAUAUGCCCUGACCACAGCUAGAAACACAGAAGCUGAAGGUCAGAUGUGGGGAGGGGGGAAGACUGCCUGGGCUGUAACCCUGAAGCAGGAAGCCCCCAGCCCCAUUUCCGGCCUGAUCUGAAUCCGGUGAGAAUGCCUCUUCCUGAACAGACUGAUGGGGAUUUGUGGACAAGGAUUGCUCACAAACUCUGCCCUGACUUUGUCUAGGAAUCCUAAGUGACCAAAACGUCUGUGACUCUUUGCACGUGGCCAUUUUUAAUGCUUCCGGGGCACCUAUUAUGGCGUCCACCCUUUAAAAAAUGACAUUUUUUAAAAUUAGGGGCUCCAAGCUGAAGUUGCAUGAUGACAUCUUACGUUGCACCUUCAGCUGUCCAAGAACAUAUUACCCCACUUGGGGGGAACCUCCCAUUUAUUGUUUUAGUUUUUCCAUUUUUGAUGAGGCUGCACUAUGUACAAUCAGCUCCCAUCCAAAGCAAAGAGGGCAGCAACUUUGGGCGUCCAAUUUAAUUAGUUUAAAUUAAUUAUUAUUUUAAUAAUUUAAAGUGCCCCAGCAGCACAUUCAAAGAAGUAUCUAGGGAGCCUUGGGCUCCUUAGCUAAUUUCUAUUUUCGGAUGCAAACAAAUACAUCCCUGGAUUUGCCUAUGAAAAAUCUAAGAUAUAUAAAUGACUUUUCCUACUAAGUCCUAUAUAUUUUUUCCUGUACUGUAGGCUGUUCUCUUUUAUCAGCUUGUCUAAUUCGAAUUUCUAUCUCUAAGUGCCAAGGUUAUGAAAGGUCUUCUUGAAAUAUCAGCUACGAAAACCCUUCAAAUGAACACUUUUAAGGCUGCCUUGCUCGGUUAUGUGCGACUUACACAAUCAUUCCCCUGACUGAUUCUCAUUUUCUUCCCAUCCCCAAACAAAACAGCUUUCUUAUUUUCUGUCCUUGUAAAUACGAUGAAAUAAAGCUCGCAAGAAGCAGGAAGAAAAGUGCCUUAUCUACACAGCCGGGUGUAUAAAUUUUAGCUCUAAGUGGAUGCACUUUUCUUUUUUCUCUGAAAAGAUACUGUAAUGUAAUACAUUGUCACUGAAAUGUCUCGCACUUCAGCUUCAGAUCAACACUUCCAAUUACGGCCCUUUUCAAAACAAGGCUGCCUCUUGGGGGAGAAACUACUACUUGAUAGUAAUACUUGAUACUGAUGUCGGAGAUCCCUCUCACUAAACAGAUCUUGACACGCUGGCAAGUUAAUUACUGCAAUAAAGAGGUGGCAUUUGAUUCGGUUUGUUUGCUUAGAAUAAUUUUUUAAAAAAUAUUGUAAAUGUUUAGUUUUUGUAAGUUAUGUUGGUUUGAUCCAGGAGCAUCCAACCUUGGCAAUUUUUAAGAUUUGUGGACUUCCAACUCCCAGAAUGGCUGGCUGGAUAAUUCUGGGAAUUGAAAUCUAAGUCUUAAAAGUUGCCAAGGUUGGAUACCCCUGGAAUAGUCAAUGCUUUUUGCACUUUCAAAAAAAAACACCCAUAUGCUGAAUUGUAUUCUCUUAUCUUUUCAGUCUGUAGCCCUUUUUUGCUUUCAUCUCAGGAAAAAAAAAAAAGAACUUUUUGUUUAUGUAAUGUCUCUCUGAAAAAUGUCUUCCAAUAGAGUCUUAUUUUUAACUUGA